UUGGAAAAUGAAAUUCACACCAAAAUAAAUAUAUAUCUCUCUCUCGUAUAAAACCCUCCCACACUUGCAAAAGCAAGAAACCCUAAGAUCUUCCUCCUCUCGCUCAUCUCCGACUCCAAACCGUACAAUCUCAUCUCGCCUCUCAGCUUUUCUUGCUUGCGAUCAUGGAAGGAAGUGCGACUCCGAUCGUGGAACCAGAAUCCAAGUUUGGCUCGAACGUGGAAGGAACUGAGACUCCGAUUGUGGAAGCAGAGUCCAAGUUUGGCUCGACCGUGGAAGGUAGCGAGACUCCGGCUGUGGAACCAGAGCCCAAGGAUGGCUCGACCGUGGAAGCAAGUGAGAAUGAUAAUCCGAUUGUGGAAGCAGCGUCCAAGGAUGGCUCGACCCUGGUUGUAAAUGCAUAUCGUAUAAAGGUAGGAGGAGAUGACUCGACUCCAAUAUCCAAGUUCCUCUUGAUAGAUGUUGACUCCAUGUGCCUGCAUCUUCCUUUUGUCCGGGUUGUCUCCACUGUGGAAGGAGUAGAUGCAACACGUAUAGCGGAAGGAGGAGAUGACUCGACUCCAAUAUCCAAGUUUCUAUUGAUCAUCAGAGCAAUAGGAGAUUACGACUUUUCCAAUGUGUCCCUGAGCUCUCCUUCAAUACCAAGGCUGCCAGCUCCUUAUCUCGUUUUUAUGGAGGAAUUCCUUAAACCCUAUGCCAAGGCGAGACGCACCAAGGACAGAACUUUAGUUGCUGCUUUAACUGCUUGUGGGAAAAAAGGGACCUUCAUGUCCAGACUUCUCAUGCGUGUUCAGGACCAGGAACCUUUCCGUCUUGAGUCUGCUAAACGUAUGGAUGUGUACCAGAAGCACAGGGCAGUCUUCGACCGCCUUUUCUAUCCCAUGCAGCCUCCUUCUGAUGGUGAAUUUGAUGACGAGCCUGGUCAGCAAAUUAUGUCUCCAUUCGGCAUUUUCGUUGAAUACGAGGUCUUCCUCGCCGGCACGCGUCUCACAAGCUUUAAUGGUUCAUUUGGAAAAUGGAAUUCCAUGUCAGCUGAGGACAAAUACCGUGAUGUGAAUUACCAUGAAUCAUCUUCUGAUGGUUCCUCUGAAGAAACCGAGUAUUUUCGCCCAACAAAUGGGCUUCUAGUUUAUCUGUAA
This is a messenger RNA of Brassica napus (rape), 1139 nucleotides long. RefSeq lists its product as uncharacterized. Lineage: Eukaryota; Viridiplantae; Streptophyta; Magnoliopsida; Brassicales; Brassicaceae. The coding region runs from base 165 to 1139 and encodes 324 amino acids. The transcript is spliced from 15 exons. The record is from RefSeq and is a predicted model, not a curated record.